AUGAAUAUGUUGGAUGAUGAAGAUGAUCAAAGCUUUCACGCUACGCGUGACGGCUACUCCCAUUUGAUCGAUGUCGAAUGGGAUGCGGUUGAACGGAUGGGUUCAACCAUGGGCAUCCAUGCUGUUCGCGUCAUGCUAGAGGCUCUCAAUAGAGAUGCCCAACAUGCUACUAUCGCCAAGUUCAUUCAAAAUGAACUUGACGCUGAACGCGAGAAAGUAGCCUUGCUUCACCAACAAGGUUCUCAACAGUCAGAGUUGUUGAGAGAACAGGGUGCUCAACAGUUUGAACUGUUGAGACAGCAGCAGCAGGCUGCUGCUGGUUGGUCGAUGCACUCGCGUCGACCCGAGACCUUGAAGAUUGACAUCCCCAAGUAUAGGGGAGUUGAAGAAGACUCCCUCUUGAGAUGGUUUGUCGAGUUAGACGACGCCAGAAGGGCGCGUCGCAUCGACGACGGGGAUAUGCAAGCUGCAUUCGCCCAGUCAAAUCUGGCAGGACGUGCCAAGACUUGGGCACUGGGGCUCAAGUUGCACGACCUAUAUGCGUUUGGGUCGUUGGAAGUCUUCAAGUCGCGGCUCAGAAAAACGUUUGAACCGCCUAGAGCUGAGUUCAGAGCUCGAAUUGAGCUCUUGAAGCUCAAAAAAGGUAAGCAUGAUGUGCACGCUUACGCACAACAUAUACGACAUCUCACGAGUUGUAUAAGUUCCAAUCCGGUGGAUGAACACACGUUGGUUUCGGUGUUCAUGCAGGGUCUUGCGGAUGGUCCCGUCAAAACUCACGUGUUCCGACUUGAACUGGAUUCACUAGAACAAGCAUUUCCAUUGCGGAACAGGAAGAAUUCAGUCUGA
Molecule: messenger RNA, 846 nt
Organism: Peronospora matthiolae
Lineage: Eukaryota; Oomycota; Peronosporomycetes; Peronosporales; Peronosporaceae
Source: the annotation of a GenBank genome assembly